This is a messenger RNA of Brugia malayi, 522 nucleotides long. RefSeq lists its product as uncharacterized. Gene Ontology annotation, biological process: regulation of signal transduction. Bases 1 to 522 code for a protein of 173 amino acids. The record is from RefSeq and is a predicted model, not a curated record. NCBI's taxonomy places the organism in Eukaryota, Metazoa, Nematoda, Chromadorea, Rhabditida, Onchocercidae. The transcript is spliced from 4 exons. Gene Ontology annotation, molecular function: protein phosphatase inhibitor activity.
AUGAAUAAUGGUCAGGAAGUUUCUGGUGAAGCACAUUUGCUUGAUCCAAGCGAGUAUUUGAAAUUAAAACCGAAAAAGUCCAUUCUCAAGCCAUCAGCGGAAGAAAGCAAGCGUAUUGCUGAAGAUCGAGCCCACUUCGAUGAAAUGAACAUUAUCGCAACGCAUCAUCCAAUUGAUAAAGAAUAUGGGCAUAUGAAGAUUGAAGAACCGAAGACUCCAUAUCAUGGAUAUAGCGAUAGCGAAGAUGAUACAGACAAUCACGUUACAAAGGCACCUCGCCGAGUUUCUUUGGUUGGAGUUGAUCCAGUGAAAUUAGCUGAAAGCAUUGAAGCUGGCACAUCUAUUCCGCCAACUUGUCUCGGAAAAAUUUUACCAGAUGAUGAGAGCGAGGUUGAACUUACUCCUGAGCAGAUUGCCCAUAAGUGUGAAUUCGAAAAAAAGAGAAGGAUGCAUUACAACGAAGGUGCCGCAUUGUUACGAGCAAAAGAACUGUUAGCAAAGGAUGAAGAAAGCAUGGAAUAG